AGUUGGGGGGGUCACAAGGAGACCUGGAGAGACCGGAUCAACCAGAACCGUCUGCAAGGACAGAACAGGAAAGACUUUCCUCUCAGAAAAACAACCCAGAUCACUCUGAAGAGAGCAGGAACCUGAAGACCAGCUGACGGCUGCAUGUGUCAGUGUUCCCUGUGACCAUAAUUACCUGAGUAAGGAAGCCCGCGAGGCUCAGAUCUACCGGUGAUGCUGCAGCUGUGCCAAGUCACCAGCGCUCUGUUCAUCAGCAACGCCCGCUCGGCCUGCAGCGACGAGCUCCUCCAGCAGGAGGCGGUGACGCUCUGCAUCAACGUGUCCAAGCAGCAGCCGUUCUCCGCCGCCGCCGUCGCCAAGCUGCGCGUGCCCGUCUACGACGACCCCAACGAGGACCUGUACGCCCACUUCGACCGCGUCGCCGACGCCAUCCAGAAGGAGGUGAACCGCGGGGGGCGUGGCCUCGUGUACUGCAAGAACGGACGCAGCCGCUCGGCCACCGUGUGCGUCGCCUACCUGAUGAAAUACCGCGGGAUGACGCUGAGCGACGCUCUGCAGAAAGUGAAGACGGCUCGUCACGAGAUCGAUCCGAACCCCGGCUUCAUGUCUCAGCUGAAGAGAUACGAGCAGGAGCUGAAGAAGAGACGAGGACGGAGGGACAGACAGGCUGAGAGACAGACA
Anarrhichthys ocellatus (wolf-eel) is the source of this 681-nucleotide messenger RNA. It is a transcript of the gene dusp28, whose product is annotated as dual specificity phosphatase 28. Gene Ontology annotation, molecular function: MAP kinase tyrosine/serine/threonine phosphatase activity. The record is from RefSeq and is a predicted model, not a curated record. NCBI's taxonomy places the organism in Eukaryota, Metazoa, Chordata, Actinopteri, Perciformes, Anarhichadidae. The annotation marks the transcript as partial. Gene Ontology annotation, cellular component: cytoplasm. The transcript is spliced from 3 exons. Gene Ontology annotation, biological process: protein dephosphorylation.